Molecule: messenger RNA, 663 nt
Organism: Eimeria maxima
Lineage: Eukaryota; Apicomplexa; Conoidasida; Eucoccidiorida; Eimeriidae
Exons: 3
Coding region: 1-663 (220 amino acids)
Source: RefSeq, a predicted model, not a curated record
AUGGUGCGCGCUGGCAAGGUGGCAAAGGGCUUUACGCCUCGCGGGGCGGAAAAAGUUCAGGAAAUAGACGCACAAACAGACCCAACGUCCACAGUAAUCCCCAGGUUAAAAGAAUGGUGGAGUGCAUUUGUAAUACAGCGCGCCUGGAGACGAAAAAGGGACGGCCGCAUCCCCCUACGCUGGGACGGCAGUUGUGGGUUGGCAUGCGAAUACUCAUUUCCUACAGAUUGUGUAUUCACAUACCACCUGGUAGAAACAGCAUCAGUAUCUUUACAGAUUGUGCAGGGACGUCUUCAGGAAGUAGACUUGAUGCUUAUUCUAGCUGCGAACUUGACUGUACGCCUUCUGGAGGCUCGGCCACACGAUGCAAAGGGGUAUCUCCUUAGUCUGCUUGAAGCCUUGAAGGCGAGCAGGGUUCAACAAGACGUUAGUGAGCGUUUUUCUGCAGGCAACAACGCCUCUGUUGACGAGAGUUCUGAACACUGCCAGAUAGAUGCAGUUCCACAGCUGUCACCCCAAGUUUCCUGCCAUACUGUUGCUGAGGCGUUUAGCAGCCGCCUAGGCAUCUUCUCAGAGAAAGACCUACAUGUCUUGUUCGAUUAUUGCACAAGAACCAAGGGAACUGGAGCUGCGCUAGAAUUGAAAAACCGUGAGCAGUAUUGA